Messenger RNA from Pseudomassariella vexata, 1719 nucleotides. RefSeq names its product acetyl-CoA transporter 1. Gene Ontology annotation, molecular function: acetyl-CoA transmembrane transporter activity. Lineage: Eukaryota; Fungi; Ascomycota; Sordariomycetes; Amphisphaeriales; Pseudomassariaceae. The record is from RefSeq and is a predicted model, not a curated record. Gene Ontology annotation, cellular component: membrane. The coding region runs from base 1 to 1719 and encodes 572 amino acids. The transcript is spliced from 2 exons.
AUGGGAGUCAAAACUCGACGCUCGAAGUCGCCGACCCGUGACAAGCUGUCAGUCUCGACGAGCGGCCGUGCCAACGGCUCUGCGAAGAACGGCAGCAUGGACGGUGAAUAUCGGCGGAAGAACACUCCUCUCAAGCCAGAUUCGGCCAAGGUCACUGGGAAUCUGAUGGAGCGGGAGUUCUUCUCUCUAGACGACCAUGUCCCAAAGACGCCAACAGUCAAUAAUCAUGGAUUUUGGGAGCUUCCCAUACAAGACCAGAGGAACUUUGGGCUGCUCGUGUUGCUGUACUUUCUCCAGGGCAUCCCCAUGGGCUUGGCCAUUGGGUCCGUACCUUUCCUUCUGAAGGAGCACCUCUCCUACAGUCAAAUUGGUGUUUUUACUUUGGCUGGAUAUCCCUACUCUCUGAAGCUGUUAUGGAGUCCGAUUGUCGACGCCAUGUGGAGUCCAAAGGUGGGAAGGAGAAAGAGCUGGAUUCUUCCUAUCCAACUUGUGUCAGGGCUGGGCAUGCUGGUACUGGGCUCCUACAUUGAGGACCUCAUGGCUACCACGGGCAAGCCAGGUGGACCGACAGUAUGGAACUUCACCGGAUGGUGGUUCUUCCUCGUCUUCACGUGCGCUACCCAAGAUAUUGCCGUGGACGGCUGGGCUUUGACGCUUCUUACCCCUGGCAAUGUCUCAUACGCUUCUACGGCCCAAACCGUUGGUCUUACUGCCGGACAAUUCAUGUCGUACACUGUCUUCCUAGCCUUCAACUCAAAGGACUUCGCGAAUCGAUGGUUCAGGUCCGAAGCGCUGGAAAGUGGGUUGAUGAGCUUGGGCGGAUACCUGACUUUCUGGGGUUGGGCUUACAUUGUCGUGACGAUUGGCCUUGCUGUGAUCAAGAAAGAGGAGAAGACGCGCAACGAAGACGGUAUCUGGGAUGUUUACAAGAUCAUGUGGGGAGUGUUGAAGCUCAAGAAUAUCCAGACCAUCAUCAUCGUCCACCUCAUUUCGAAGAUUGGCUUCCAGGCCAAUGACGGUGUCACCAACCUAAAGCUCUUGGAUAAGGGAUUUGGCAAGGAGAACAUGGCCCUGACCGUAUUGAUCGACUUCCCCUUUGAGAUUGGACUGGGCUACUACGCGGGCAAGUGGUCUCAGGAGUACACUCCGAUGCGUCUCUGGUGCUGGGGCUUCAUGGGUCGUUUGGCUGCCGCAGUCGUUGCUCAAGUCACUGUGAGCAUCUUCCCGGCCGGAGGGGUCACGCUUUGGUACAUGCUCGUGGUGAUUGCCGAGCACCUCUUCUCAACAUUCACCAACACCAUCAUGUUUGUCGCCAUUUCGGCUUUCCACGCCAGGGUAGCCGAUCCCGUGAUCGGUGGGACUUACAUGACCCUGCUUGCAACGGUAAGCAACCUCGGAGGUACAUUCCCCAGGUUCUUUGUUCUUCGGCUGGUCGACUACUUCACCCAAGCCACGUGCCACCCUCCCGCCGGGAACGUCGAUUCCUCGUUGCUUAAGGGACCACUGGUGACGACACCGUACUCUUGCGCCAUUCAAGUCGAUAAGGAGAGAUGCCUAAAUGGAGGGGGUACAUGUGAGGUUAUCCACGACGGAUACUACAUCGUCAAUGUUUUCUGUGUCAUCGUCGGCUUGCUGACAUUCACGAUGUACAUCCGACCCAAGGUAUUGCAUCUGCAAAGCCUGCCAUUAAAGGCGUGGAGGUUGGCAGGUUCAAGGUAA